Molecule: messenger RNA, 882 nt
Organism: Penaeus monodon (black tiger shrimp)
Lineage: Eukaryota; Metazoa; Arthropoda; Malacostraca; Decapoda; Penaeidae
Product: transmembrane protein 186-like
Exons: 2
Coding region: 155-844 (229 amino acids)
Cellular component (GO): mitochondrion
Source: RefSeq, a predicted model, not a curated record
GGCCCUUGUCACCGGGAGCUGCCAGCUGCUUCCUGAACAGCUGAUCACGUAAACAGCUCCCAUUUCUGGUGCUCCUUUGAACGGUUUUUAAGUGAUGUAGUUGUUGUUGAGAGCGUUGGUGCAUGCUGUGUUUUAACUUUUGCAGGUGUAUGCAAUGCUUGGUGUGGCCCUCAUAAGACAGACAUGCAGAAGAGGAGCAGCAGUAAUCUCAGCACAUCGUGUAGGAUUCCUUCCUAGGAAGGCAUUCUGUUCUCGGCAGUUGUCUACCUCUGCAGCCUCUCUCAAUACCAAAGGCCUUCCAAAUGUAAAUAAGAAGAUAGCAGGGGAUGUGGAAGAUUAUCAAAUUAUAUAUAAGUUCCCAUAUAUUGUACUAGCUCGUGCAAUUUGCAGACUGAAAAUCUAUCAGACUGCAUUGUGUGGGUUUGCUGUGCCUGCAGUUGGCUAUUUGGCUUACAAUGGGGUCUUGGAUACUCAAGUAUUCUCUGCCACUGCUGCAGUAGGUGGACUUGCAUUUGUUAUGCUCUUUGUUAUGGGAGAAAUUUUCCGCAGAACAGUCGGUCAUAUUUAUUACAACGCCAGGAAAGAUAUUGUGAAAGUGUCUCACCUUUCCUUCUGGGGGAACCGUAAAGACAUUAUUAUCCCUGUGGAAGACCUAGUGCCUAUAACAGACACUUCUGAUAUUCCAACAGAUAUUUACGUGCAUUUGUUAAGGUUUUCAAAGCCCAAGGAUUCACUUUAUCUGUUCCUAAGAUUUGGAGGUAUCAGGGACACAGAAAAGUUUACUUAUGCAUUAGGGCUGCUAAAGCCAGAGGAUCAGCUUAGUGAACAAAGUAAGCUGGACUAAAAGAAUCCAUGUUGGGGCUGUGACUAGAUUGUAUUGCA